UUUUUUCAAAGCAGACACUCGGUGUAUGUAUGUGUGGCCGGGGAACAGAAGGCGUGUCGACAAUACAAUGCCGUACUCAACGGUGCCCAUAAAUUCAAUAAUGACGCAAGUUAGCCCACCCAGCACAAUACGCCGGCUGGCACUGGAGCGUACUUAUUGAUAUACGGACCUCCGACGCGACGCGUUGUUUAUGGCGGUCCUUCUGCGUAGCGUACAAUGAGCCAAAAAAACGCACGAACUGAGAGCAGGAGCUUUCCAUGGUGCUGAACAAUUAGCCAUUGCACGAGACGAAAACGCGUUAGCAGUAUUGGAGGAAAUUAGCGUUCAUAAGAUGUUCGCUCACGUUUAUUGCAUAUAACUUUGCAAAUAUGGAACUGUUUCGUUCUUUUAUCCGACAAUAAAGUAAUUCUUUAGCGUUUUAUGGAAAUACAUUUGCGUUAAAUAAGUAGGCCUACUGUAUUACAAACGUUUCUUAAAUAUAUGACGAAAUUCGAAACCGCACGUUCGUAAAUGCUUCAGCAAUCGAGCGGUCACAGCUAAAAUAUUGACCGCUACCAAAGCCACGAUCGUUUAACUACCGUCGGUGAUUGUGGAGUUGUCACAAGGCUGUGCUGCAAUAGCUGGAUAUCGAACACCAUGAUGUGCGACCGAAGAAGAGUUGCAAAGCAAUGAUGUCAUAGUUUUAAGUAGGAGCCACGGGAGAGCAUAUGGUUUGUACCCGCUGCCGAAAGGAAGUGUUGCUUUGUUAUGAGCAGGCGGCGCUGUAGCUGGCGGAAGAGGAGGUCGCCCAGCCCAGUGUCUCUUCGCCUGGAAUAGAGAAGCCGAGGAGACGACGCGAACAGGGAGGCGAACACGAACAAGACAAAGCUGCUACAAUGGCCGCUAAAUCCGACGGGGUGCUAAAGAUGAAGAAGAGCGAUGUAGCAUUCACGCCUUUGCAAAAUUCGGAUCACUCGGGUUCGGUUCAAGGGCUCGCUCCGGGAUCGCAGCCGGAUUCUGGAACCGGAGAGGCGGACUUCGUCAACGGGGAGUCGCGUUGCUGUGGCUCCAAUUCGACGUGCCUGCGCCUCGGCAGGGAGCAGCAGAAAUACACGGUUUGGGACUGUCUGUGGAUCAUCGCCGCAGUGGCGGUGUAUUUCGCUGAUGUGGGCACAGAUAUUUGGCUAUCGGCCGACUAUUACCUCCGCCGCGACUACUGGUGGUUCGGACUUACGUUGUUUUUCGUGGUGCUCGGCUCGUUCUCCGUCCAAGUCUUCAGCUUCAGAUGGUUCGUCCAUGAUUUCAGCACCGAGGAGAGCUCCGGCGGCGCCGCGGCCAGCUGCUCGCACAUGGACGGGAAGCUGCUUAGCUGCUCCGCUUCGCACGGAGACGUCGGAGCCCACCCGACUACACCUCAAAGACAAGCAUCCACAGCCAGCAAGAGCAACACCACGACCAACAGCAGCAACAGCGCUACCGCAGCCCGGACUAGUAAGACACGCUCGGCGUCCUGUUCCCUCUGUAUCUGGCUGUUGCAGUCCGUCAUUCACAUCUUGCAACUCGGACAGAUCUGGAGGUACUUCCACACCAUCUACCUGGGCAUCAGGAGCAGGCAGAGCGGAGAAAAUGACCGCUGGAGAUUUUACUGGAGGAUGGUGUACGAGUACGCCGACGUCAGCAUGCUCCACCUGCUGGCUACGUUCCUGGAGAGCGCCCCUCAACUUGUGCUCCAACUCUGCAUCAUCAUACAGACCCACAAGCUCCAGGCUGUACAAGGAAUGACUGCGGCUGCUUCUCUGGUAUCAUUGGCCUGGGCUCUGGCCUCCUACCAGAAAGCCUUACGUGACUCCCGUGAUGACAAGAAGCCCAUCAGCUACCUUGCGGUCAUCAUUCAGUUCUGCUGGCAUUUCUUCACCAUCGCAGCUCGGGUGGUGACAUUCGCUCUCUUCGCCUCCGUCUUUCAGCUCUACUUCGGCAUUUUCAUCGUGCUGCACUGGUGCAUCAUGACCUUCUGGAUCGUGCACUGCGAGACCGAGUUCUGCAUCACCAAGUGGGAAGAAAUCGUCUUCGACAUGGUGGUGGGCAUCAUCUACAUCUUCAGCUGGUUCAACGUGAAGGAGGGUCGCACCCGCUGCCGUCUCUUCAUCUACUACUUCAUGAUCCUGCUGGAGAACACGGCCCUGAGCACGCUGUGGUACCUGUACCGCUCGCCGGCCAGCACGGACGCCUUCGCCGUGCCCGCUCUUUGCGUCAUCUUCUCCAGCUUCUUCACCGGCAUUGUUUUCAUGCUCAUGUACUACACUUUCUUUCAUCCCAACGGUCCGCGCUUUGGUCGCUCUGCCAGUCUGGUCCAGCUUGAGGACCCCACCGCCACCUUCGCGCUGCCCCCCGAGGGCGCCACCAAUUCCCUGCGCUCCAACCGCGGAGGCACGCUGGCUAAGGACGCUGAACGCGAGGGCAAGUACAGCGAGCGGGACGGUUGCGUACCUGUCUUUCAGGUGCGUCCCACCGCCCCCUCCACACCCUCUUCUCGUGCCCCGCGCCUGGAGGAGACGGUCAUUAAAAUAGACUUGUGCAGGAAUCGCUACCCUGCCUGGGAGAGGCACGUGUUGGACAGGAGUAUACGGAAAGCCAUCCUGGCCAUCGACUCGUCCCCCAACCCGCCCCGCCUCCAGUAUAAAGAUGACACACUCGUUCAAGAGCGUCUGGAGUAUGAGACCACAUUGUAGCCUGCACUGUGGAGACACAGAAACACACAAAUAAACACUACACAGAUGACCAUCCACUUGAAUAAACAGCAGGACUGUGGCAAUAAAGUUCAUAGCGCUCCAUGUGGAGCAAAUAGCAUCUAGCCAUGAUGUUGAUUGUCAUGAACAAACAAAUACAGGCACAACGUAUGGAUGGAAAGAAUCUUUUUUAAGACGUUCUCUUUUUUUUGGUUACCGUAACGUUUUCUUUUUUUAUUACUUCUGUCUUGUCAGGGAAUAUUUGGGUUUUUAAGAAGUCAUUGUGCUGGCUGACCACUCAACACUCCUCAGAACUUUGUUUCAGAGCCAGGCUUGCGUUAUAGCAUCUCCACACGGCAGUGUAAUGGAGAAGACACUUGCAAAGUUUGUUUCUUGUUAAUUCACAAUAGUGCAAAUGAACAAAGCCUUGAAACUGGCUGUUUUAUUAUUCCAUUAUUCCGACACAGUACGUCUACCUAUCGCACUGGAACGACAGUGGUCCAGAAUUCAUGUCGGUGGUACACACUUAAGAAAAUUGCUGAUUAGAUCCACGAGUCUCUUCGCUAGGGUGCUGAAUUCUUUUAGUUUCAUCAGCAGUUCUCUACCAGUGCCAAACGUUGUGUUCACAAUGACUCUGAACUGUGGGUCUCCACCGCAAACUGUAAAUAUAAACAGGGCAGCAUUUCAACCAUCUACUUGAAUCCUGUACAAAGUAAAAAAAGAGAACAGAAAAGAGUAGUAUGUGAUCACCACAACACGCGCAAUUGAAGCCACUUGGGGCAGCGAGAACACAAGAUUGUUUUCUUCUAUUGAGGAGAAGGCAAUAGGCCAAGAAAACACUUCCUGGCAGCUCCCAUUGGCAAUCCAGCCUCAUUCACCUCAGUGCUGUGGGCUGAUAAGGAUCUGUCUGCAAACACACGUGUACUGAGAGAGUGAGGGACACAACAAUCCACAGCCGCCGCCAAACUGCACUCAACAGAGCCGGGAUGCACUUCAUCCUCUGGGUUAAAGAUACAGUGUUCUUACAGGCUGGGUCAGGUGUUCGUGAGCCGUAUAUCUUCCAGUAAAGCACGUGUAGAGAAAAGGGGUCACCUUUCAUCAUCCCAGAAUGCAUCUGGAAAGCCAUGGAAGUGUGCUGCUCAAAACCCUACAGACCUUUUUUGUCUUCAAUUUCCAAAACAGCCUUGAGAAAGGAGCACAGAUGCUCCAGGCCCGUUCCACAAUAUCCGGCUAAAAGAACACAGUAUCUUUAAAUCUGCCAAAUGCAUCCUUUAUACAUGAAAGUGUUGGAGUUUUAAACUGUCUUAAGUUGAUACUUUGUGUCUAUGUAGAAUUUCUGAAGUCAUUUAUGAAGGUGGUAGCGAAAAACAAGCACAAGUCGUGUCACAGGAAGGAAUUUCAGCACAAUGAAUGAAUUUGGUUAUUGGCUACGCUUAUGAGACACAAAUCGACAGAAUAAUUCACAGUGACAAAAGCUAGAUGUGCCUGUUGUGGAUUGUUUUUUGGAAUGCUUUGUGUGUGACAUCCUGUCUGACAUUUUAAAAUCAUGAUGUUCUUUUAGUUACGGAUUCAAACGUGUCUUACAACAUAGUUGCUUUUGCUUAAUGCCAUUAAGACUUUUGAGAUGACUGGUAUAAGAUGUUAAGAUCUGUUUUACUUAUCAUGGUUGAGUUAUAUUGAGCUUAGUUUUUUCAUCCACUGCAGAUAAACAUGCAGACAAACAUCCUAAUUGCGUUGCAAAUAAUAUAAAAAGAACACAGAAAAGAAAAAAAUAAGUACAAUUUAGAUGAGCUCUUUUGAGUCUAUAACGAAUACCACAGUGAAAUGUAGACCUUUGUAAAGCUAUUUAGCUACUUUCCUAUUUUGUCAGCUUUUUUCCCAGCGUGUCUUAUACUUUCAUUUCUCAGCGUGAUGGAUGAUGAUGAUGCUUUGUCUUUGGGCCAUUUUUUCCAAACAGCCUCUGUAAGAGUCCUCUGUAAUCAGAGCACAAAACACUCGUCUUAGCACACUAAUUAGACAACUUCCAGAUUCACCACCUACAUAAGACCAAUCUGAGGGAAGACAAGUGAUUUACGACCUCUGUAAUAUAACAUUUUCAUGUUUUUCUCAUGAUAGUUUUCCUCUCUUUUUGGGAUGCAAUACAUGCCUAUGUUUAUCCCAGACUGCACUGCAUCCACGGUUUGGUAUUGUGAUUAAAGGGAUAGUUCACCCAAAAAUAAAAUUCUUCAUCAUUUACUCACCCUCUUGUCAUUUCAAACCCAUAUGAUUUCACAAAAGAAGAUAUUUUGAAGAAUGUUGGUAACCAAACCAAUGGCGGUAUCCAUUCACUUCUAUUGUAUGGAAACAAAACCAAUGCAAGUCAAUGGGUACAGCUGUUGUGCAGUUACAAACAUUCUUCAAAAUAUCUUCAUUUCUGUUCUGCAGAAGAAAGAUAGUCAUACAGGUUUGAAAUGACAUGAGGGUGAGUAAAUAAUGACAGAAAUGUCAUUUUUGUGUUAACUAUCCCUUUAAGGGGCAACAUUAGAUAUCUUGAGUCAUGCCAUUGGGUUGUCAUGGCUCUCAAAAGAAGAUUUCUGGAGUUUGUUUUUACUCAUCCAGCAUUUACCAGGUGCAAGGCCUCCAUCAUUUUUUCAUGUUGAAAUACGCCAUGAAUUUAAAACUCGUGAUGCAACGAGAUGUGUUCAGCGCAUAGAGUGAAUCAAGGUAUUAAAGAUUUAUCGCCCAAAAGAAGUGCAGGAUUUAGGUUUUGAGAUGUCUGAACACUGUAUGGUCAGAAAUAUGUAUGGUUCAAAAUUGAUUCUUUUUUUUUAAAUCUAAUCGUACAUUUUAUUGUUUAAAGAAGUGAAUUGUUUAACACGGGGUGGUGGAAAGUCAAUUUAAGCUAAUCAUAACAUUACAGCAAAACUAUGUCUCUUUAUUUUUGCACUUCUAUCUCCAUUUUUGGGGGGGGUUGUAUUAAAAAAGCCUUUUUAUUUAAGCAUCAAGCAUUCCUCCACUCUGGAAAGAUUUAAUUCAUACCUAUAACCUACCUCAAAACGAUAUCUUAAACAGAACACUCUCCACUUCUAGUUGAUGUGGGUAUGAGGGAUUUUAUUGCAAUGGUGAUCCACAGGUUUCAGUGGAAGAGUUGAAGGCUGUUCUGUUUAUUACCAUCAGUAGAUAUGAGCUCUGAACUACACACUUCUAGUACAACUACACACACCGCAGCCAGGGAGAACAUUAAAUUCAUGUUGCAUUCAUGCAAGCUAAUUCUCUUUUAUUUGCCUUAAACAACCUUCGCCUUUUUAUGGAUUCAUUAUUCAUAAGGGACAUGUUCUGUUUCUUUUUCCUGAUUUGUCUGUAUGGUAGGCAUGAUGCACUGAUGUAACUGUCAUGAUAGGAGGAAGUUGAAUUAUGGAUAUUUGUGCUUUGGAAACGGUUUAGUGUAGUUACUGUGCUAUAUACUGCGAGUAAACAAAUACAGAAGUCAGGCUAAAAUGAAAUUACAUAUGCAGACAAACAAUCAAAAUGACAACCCAAACUUUUGGUGUACUAUUGAUAUCUUGCGUCAUCAUGGGCCGGACUGUUACAAGAUUGUGAGCUUUUCGAACUGAGUGUUCUGAACAACGUGGCACUUGUUUCUUUGACUGAGUUCCAUGCCGUUGUACGUCAGAGCAGAUUUCUGAUGUUUCUUUUGUCAAAAAAACAAAAACGACGGUCCUCUCGCACUUGUAGAUAUAGAUGCUUAGAUGAACUAGAAUGCCAUAGAUGUGAGGGGGUAAGAAGUAGAGCAUUUAGAUAAUGGGUGGUAAUAAAUAAAGCACGAUCUUAGUACAAGCACAGUAAUUUAAUUUUAAUGUGGCAUUAAAGAUGGCGUUCAGUCGAACAAUGUACAGACGUUACUGGUAUUUCAGUUGCAACAGAAGUUCCAUAGUGAAUCUCAAAAAGCUAUUUAACUGUAAAUAAAUGUAUGCAAAUGUACAUGUGUAAAAGAACAUUCCUCUCCGAGUCCCGAUUGUGAAGGGUGUCUAUUGACUAGAGAUUGGCGCCACGAGAUGGCAGUUACAUAUGAAUACAGGUAAACCUAGUGUGGUGUAUGUGAUGUAUUAACUGACAUAAAAAGCAAAAAACAAAAAAACUGUUUAUUAUCGGUCUCUUAAGUAAGUUGUAUUGUGUGAUGAAAGUCUGAAGUGCGUAAAAUGCAUCAAAUCUGUUAUCUAAUUUUAUUGUAAAUUGACGAGUGAAGCAAAAGAACGUUACAUUUUUGUACAUAUUGGAUUUUUGUAAAUUUUUAUUUGAUUCUAAUGCAACACAAAGUACCAAAUUCAUUUAAUAAAGUACACUGUGGUCAUU
Messenger RNA from Triplophysa rosa, 7037 nucleotides. It is a transcript of the gene xkr4, whose product is annotated as XK related 4. Lineage: Eukaryota; Metazoa; Chordata; Actinopteri; Cypriniformes; Nemacheilidae. The transcript has 3 exons. Bases 876 to 2708 code for a protein of 610 amino acids. Gene Ontology annotation, cellular component: plasma membrane. Gene Ontology annotation, biological process: engulfment of apoptotic cell; apoptotic process involved in development; phosphatidylserine exposure on apoptotic cell surface. The record is from RefSeq and is a predicted model, not a curated record.